Vigna umbellata (rice bean) is the source of this 878-nucleotide messenger RNA. NCBI's taxonomy places the organism in Eukaryota, Viridiplantae, Streptophyta, Magnoliopsida, Fabales, Fabaceae. The record is from RefSeq and is a predicted model, not a curated record.
AUGUUUUUACUAAAAUUGUCUUUCUUUAAUCUUGUGAAACGAACAUUGGGUCAAUUCACACCAGCUCAGUGGGACAAAGACGAGUGGCAUCCACUGCUUGGUCCUUGGCGUUUCAUUCAAGUGCUUAGUCUUUGCAUUGUAUUUUUGACAGUAGAGCUCAACACAUUCUUUUUGAAAUUUUGUCUCUGGAUACCUCCUCGAAAUUCAGUUGUUAUAUAUAGGUUGAUUUUGUGGUGGUUACUUGCAAUUCCAACAAUUCGUGAGUACAAUUCAUACCUUCAAGACAGAAAGCCAGUGAAGAAGGUUGGAGCAUAUUGUUGGCUCUCUCUUGCCAUUUGCAUUGUAGAACUUCUGAUUUGCAUUAAGUUUGGACACGGCUUGUAUCCUAAACCAAUGCCCAUAUGGCUGGUAAUAUUCUGGUCGAGUGUUGGAGUGGCCAUUGUUACAUUUUUGCUUUUGUGGUCUUGGCAAAUCCAUCGCAGUCUAGGGAACAAGAAGAGGCGAUAAUUUUACAACUACUGCAGUUGCAGCAGUCGCAAUGCAUUAUUCUUUGAUUGAUUCCUUCCUCAUUUUUAUGGAUACCAAUCCAUAGCCAUACACACAUGGUGUAAAUACUAUCAUCAACCUCAUAAUUAAAUUGUAAAUGAAUAUUAAUUCUCCUAGCUUAGUGUAGUGGAUCACAGUUUCUUUGGGCGGCAAAUAUUAGUUCCAGCAGCUGGUAGAGAGGUGUACUUGUUAUUUAUGAGGCUUGCUUUUUGAAUAGGUUUCCACCAUUGGUAAAUUGGCCAAUUUCUUCCCUUCCAUCGGAAUUAGUCAUGCUGAAGCGUGUGUAUCCAGUCAUUUUAAUGAAAUUUUGAGUGAAGAAUGUUUUUGCUUCA